AUGGCGUUUCCCUACAUGGAAGCCGUUGUCGGGUUUAUGAUAUUAAUGUAUAUAUUUGAAACUUUCUUGGAUGUCCGGCAACAUAAAGCCCUCAAACUUCCAACACUUCCGAAGACUUUAGAAGGGGUUAUCAGCCAAGAGAAGUUUGAGAAAUCAAGAGCCUAUAGUCUUGAUAAAAGCCACUUCCAUUUUAUUCAUGAGUUUGUGACAAUAGUGACAGACUCUACAAUUUUGUACUUUGGUGUAUUGCCCUGGUUUUGGAAGAAAUCAGGAGAAUACGCCACAGCAGUUGGUCUCAAUGCAGAAAAUGAAAUACUGCAUACUCUUGCCUUUUUAGCUGGUAUGAUGGUUUGGUCACAGAUAACUGAUUUGCCUUUUUCUCUGUACUCAACUUUUGUGAUUGAGGCCCGUCAUGGUUUUAAUAAGCAAACACCUUGGUUAUUCUUUAGGGACAUGAUUAAAGGAAUUUUCCUUGCUGUGAUAAUUGGUCCACCUAUUGUGGCUGCAAUUAUUGUAAUAGUACAGAAAGGAGGUCCAUACUUAGCCAUCUAUCUUUGGGCAUUUACAUUUGGUCUUUCUAUUGUGAUGAUGACUCUUUAUCCAGUACUAAUAGCUCCACUCUUCAAUAAGUUCACUCCUCUUCCAGAUGGUCAACUCAGGGAGAAAAUCGAGAACCUUGCUUCCUCCCUCAACUUUCCAUUAAGGAAAUUGUUUGUAGUCGAUGGAUCCACAAGAUCAAGUCACAGCAAUGCUUAUAUGUAUGGAUUCUUCAAGAACAAGAGGAUUGUGCUUUAUGACACAUUAAUUCAACAGUGUAAAAAUGAUGAGGAAAUUGUUGCUGUUAUUGCCCAUGAGUUGGGACACUGGAAGCUCAACCAUACUGUGUACACGUUUGUUGCGAUGCAGAUUCUUACACUUCUGCAAUUUGGAGGAUAUACACUGGUGCGAAAUUCAACUGAUCUGUUUCGAAGUUUUGGAUUUGAUACCCAGCCAGUUCUCAUUGGGCUCAUCUUAUUUCAGCAUACUGUAAUCCCACUUCAGCAAUUGGUCAGCUUUGGUCUGAACCUUGUCAGCCGAUCAUUUGAAUUUCAGGCUGAUGCCUUUGCUAAGAAGCUUGGAUAUGCAUCUGAACUACGAUCUGGUCUUGUGAAACUACAGGAAGAGAAUCUGUCAGCUAUGAAUACAGAUCCUUGGUUCUCUGCUUAUCACUAUUCUCAUCCUCCCCUUGUUGAAAGAUUGGCCGCUCUGGACGAACCAGACAAGAAGAAAGACUGA
This is a messenger RNA of Sphenostylis stenocarpa, 1275 nucleotides long. NCBI's taxonomy places the organism in Eukaryota, Viridiplantae, Streptophyta, Magnoliopsida, Fabales, Fabaceae. The record is from the annotation of a GenBank genome assembly.